AUGUCUGACGUGGAGAGCGCCGGCGCCCCUGAGGAAGUUCAGGUCGAGCCUGAGGAGGAAGACGUCAAGGACCUGAAAACCGCCAUUAAGAGGGUUCUGAAGAACGCCCUGAUCCACGACGGGCUGGCCCGCGGGCUGCACGAAGUGGCGAAAGCUUUGGACUCGAAGAGGGCUCAGGCCUGUUUUUUGGCGGAGAGCUGUUCAGAGCCGGCCUACAAGAAGCUGGUGGAGGGGCUCUGCAAGGAGCACGGGAUUCCGCUGAUCGAAGUGGCGGACAGCAAGGAACUGGGCCAGUGGGCCGGUCUUUGUCGCAUUGACAACGAGGGCGCGGCUCGCAAAGUCGUGGGGGCCUCUUGUGUUGCAGUGACGGACUUCGGCGAGCAGAGCGAGGCUCUGAUCUUCUUGCAAAACCACAUCAAGUCGCUUUCCCAGUAG
This is a messenger RNA of Eimeria necatrix, 435 nucleotides long. RefSeq names its product 40S ribosomal protein S12, putative. Bases 1 to 435 code for a protein of 144 amino acids. Gene Ontology annotation, molecular function: structural constituent of ribosome. The record is from RefSeq and is a predicted model, not a curated record. Gene Ontology annotation, cellular component: ribosome; cytosolic small ribosomal subunit. Gene Ontology annotation, biological process: translation. The transcript has 2 exons. Lineage: Eukaryota; Apicomplexa; Conoidasida; Eucoccidiorida; Eimeriidae.